This is a messenger RNA of Closterium sp. NIES-65, 1494 nucleotides long. NCBI's taxonomy places the organism in Eukaryota, Viridiplantae, Streptophyta, Zygnematophyceae, Desmidiales, Closteriaceae. The record is from the annotation of a GenBank genome assembly.
AUGGCGGUCGGAAGACAAGAGCCGCUCGUUUCCCGGCGAAUGGAGAAAACGGCGGAGCUGACGGCGCAACUGACGGAGCUUCGUCAGAUGACGGUCGAGCUGCCGGAGGAAACGGAGUCUGACGAUUCAAGCUCCGUCAACGACUGUGGUUCCGUGAACGAGGCGUCGUCGGGGAAUGGCGAGUGGGAGUCGGACGACGCGGACAGUCUCUCGCGCGUGAAGCAUCUCCGUUAUAAGCUUGCUGCGAGCCCCGUUUCUGUGCUGGACCUCAGGCAGCAGGUGACGAGCUUAAAAAAACGAGGCGAGGAAUAUGACUCGGAUGCAGUGACAACGACAAGCAGCGGAAGCAGCGGAGAGCUGGACCCAUCGUUGGUGCUCCAGGACUUCACGCAAUCUGUUCUAGCUGACGUGGCAGCAAACGUGGGGCUCGCUGACGUGGCGGGGAUCGAGCAGGACCUGGAGUACGUUCGCCACGUGUUGCUGCUGUCCGGGUUUGCAGGUGAAUCCCUCCCUCCCCGCCGCGACAUCCCAUCCCUCAGGCUCCCCGUGCGUCGAGAGGUGUUCGAACAGCUUGAGAAGGAGAUAACAGGAGAAAUUAGCAGCAACAGCAGCUGUCAAGACAGUGAGGCCGGCAGUCAAGGCAGCAACGGUGGCAGCAGCAGCAGCGACACGAGGAGCACGAAGGGCUCGGAGGAGCGCCGGCAGCGCAUGCUGCUGUUCGAUGCUAUCAAUGAGGCCAUCGGCCGCACACUUGCUCCGUUCCUCAACCCGCUGCAAUGGGACCUUGACACGUGUCCUUCCUCUGCCGCUCGGCCAGUCUCGCUCCGGAAGCUGAACCCGCGUCCAGUGGGGAAAGAUCUUCUGAAGAGAAUCUGGGUGGAGAUUCAUGAUUGGCCGAUUCCACCGUCACCCGACGUGUAUGAUGUGCUUGAUGACGCAGCGAGGAGGGAUAUGCAGAAAGGCGUGGAUCGGUGGUCGCAGGAAGAGAUACGAGACUCUGAGGCUGCUACAGUGGCGUUUGAUGUGGAGGAGAUGAUUCUAGACGCUCUUGUUGAGACUGCUUGUAAGGAGUACAGCGAGGUGGAGAGGGAACGGGUGGAGAGGAGGCGAGUGCGGGAGCUGCAGAGGAAAGCGGCCCGGGAGGAACAGGAGAGGGAGAGGCAAAGGUGGAGCAUUGGAGGGAGGGCCUGUGCGGCUGGAAGUGAGGUGCCUAGCAAUGUCUUUGGGAGGACACUGAUCGGGUAUGUUAGUGCUGAGAGGAUGGGAAGGGCAGCGACCCCACAGAGAGGAGGUGCAAGGUCCAGUAGCAGUGAGAGGGCGGCUGGGAAGGGUGUGGGGUUGCAUGGAGUGGAUAGGGCCCCUGCCAGGCCCACCACUCCCGUGAGGGCUGUCACUCCUGGGCGGGGCGUGAGGGCAAUUGGAGUAGGGAAGGUAGGUCAGAGGCCUGUUGGAGGGGUGGUUGGUGGGGAUGUGGAUAGGAGGUGGAGAAACUAA